Auanema sp. JU1783 is the source of this 1296-nucleotide messenger RNA. The record is from the annotation of a GenBank genome assembly. NCBI's taxonomy places the organism in Eukaryota, Metazoa, Nematoda, Chromadorea, Rhabditida, Rhabditidae.
AUGCAGUUAUUCAUCGAGUUACAUGACAACGAUAAUCUUGUACACGAAUAUUUCAAAUAUGAAUUUGACAGUGAGACUAAGUUGGAACAUUUGGAAAGGGAAAUCUAUUCGGUGUGGAAGAUCGACUAUCAUUUUCAAAAAAUGUUUUUCGAAAGCGGGAAUAACCUCAUUGGACUAAGUGAAAAUAGCCUACAAUCUUUCGGAGUGACACAUGGCAGUAAAAUUAUAGUGAAGCAUUCUGAAGUUUCACGAUGGGUUCAAUAUCGGGAUUGUGUUGAGAAUGUCAGAAAAAGGCUGGCACCUGAUGUUGAUACUGCCCACAGAGCUGUCCAACACCAUGAGAUUUUGAUUUUGAGUCAUUUUUUCGACGCGUACGUUGCUUUUGAGGACUACCGCCGAAAGCAUCAACCUGAGGUUGCACGGGCGGACGGCGUUGUCGAGUUAAUGGCUAAUGCUGCGGAGAAUCAUUUUUUGAUCCAACACGGAAUGCGCGGAGGUACAACAGAAGAUGGGUUUAAGUAUGAAUGGAACCCGAGAUCAGACGAUAUGCGUGGUACACGGAACGGCAUAAUUGCUCACGUCCAGCUUCAUGGAGAGGAGCAUCCGACGAAAUAUUCUGUGAAGUGUCAUCACUACGGCUCCACCGCGUUUUCUUCCAAAGGUUAUUCUCCGGAUAUUCUUGAACUCUUUUCAUACAAGAUUCUGGAACUUCUUAAUGUUGGACCAGCAGUUCAGUUUAUUCUUCCUUCUUCAAGCACAGGAGGGAAGACAUCCACGUACAUUGCUUCAAUCUGGCGAGAUGAUUUCAUCCGCCAAUCUGACCUUUCCGAUAAGAAUGACUUCAGUAUAAAAGCACUCAUCCAACUACGGUUGUUAAAUGUGCUGUUUUUCAUCGGCGAUCUUCAUGGAGAUAACUGUGGUCAGUGGAAGUCAACAGAUAGAGCUGCCGUCGUUGAUUUGAUCCCGCUACCGUAUGCCACUUAUCCAGAUGUUAAAAGAGCGGUACGUAGUCCUAUCAAACUACCUUGGGAUGACGUGCCUCGAAAGUUGCUUUUGGAGUACAAUGAAGAAAAAUUUUGGGAUCUAGCCAGAGAAUCUUUGGGUGAUUGGAAUGUCUUGGAAAACAUAAAGCUAGCAAAUGAGUUGAUCGUGAAAGAGAAAAGUCUGAUGAAAAAGUUAGAAAUUGAUUUUCGAGGUAUAGAUAGCGAAUCUAACUAUACGGUGACAAAUGACCUGGAGAAUCACAUGGAUGCUAUAAAGGCCAAUAUAGAAAAACUCUCAAAUGAAUUGGGUUAG